This is a messenger RNA of Schistosoma curassoni, 216 nucleotides long. The record is from the annotation of a GenBank genome assembly. Lineage: Eukaryota; Metazoa; Platyhelminthes; Trematoda; Strigeidida; Schistosomatidae.
AUGAAAUCAUCAUCAUCAUCAUCAUCAUCAUCAUCAUCAUCAUCAUCAUCAUCAUCAUCAUCAUCAUCAUCAUCAUCAUCAUCAUCAUCAUCAUCAUCAUCAUCAUCAUCAUCAUCAUCAUCAUCAUCAUCAUCAUCAUCAUCAUCAUCAUCAUCAUCAUCAUCAUCAUCAUCAUCAUCAUCAUCAUCAUCAUCAUCAUCACCAUCACCAUCCUGA